AGGAAGUACGACCAGCAGGAGCUACCGUCAGGAAAGUUAGCCAGCACACUGCUUUCUAUUUCCACCUUUAAAACGGCGACUCUAACUUAUUCUAACUGAAUGGCUAUAUGGAUGCAUCUUCAUUGCAAGCAGUUAGUGUAACGUAGGGGCUAGCGUUAGUAAACUCAGUGCAGUAGCUGUAAAUUGUCUCAAAGUAGAGACAUGCUAGGCUAGCAUAUGUCAACAUCCCAGGGCAGUUGGAGCUGCUAGGAGUUUGAGUUGUUGAGGAGAGCCUGCUCAGGUAACGCUGUUUCAUUAUGAAGACCAAUAAGUCGUACAAGCUUGUGCUGCACAAGAAAGGUUUUGGUGGAAGUGAUGAUGAGUUGGUUGUCAACCCAAAAGUUUUCCCUCAAGUCAGUCUGAGGGAUAUAAUCGAGAUCGCACACCCCACAGAUGAAUACAGUCCUCUCCUGCUGCAAGUGAAGAGCCUAAAAGAGGACCUUCAGAAAGAGACGAUCAGUGUGGACCAGACUGUAGCUCAAGCCUUCAAGUUGCGUGCCUACCAGGAUGUCAUUGUCAACAUUGUCGACCCAAAGGAUGUAACACUUGACCUGGUGGAGCUGACCUUCAAGGAUCAGUACAUCGGCAGAGGGGACAUGUGGAGACUAAAGAAAAGUCUGGUGAGCACCUGUGCUUAUGUGACACAGAAAGUGGAGUUUGCAGGAAUCAGGGCCCAGGCCAGUGAAUUGUGGGUGAAAGGAGAGAAAGUGACCUGUGGGUACAUCAGUGAAGACACCAGGGUGGUGUUCAGAUCCACAUCUGCAAUGGUGUACAUCUUUAUCCAGAUGAGUUGUGAGAUGUGGGACUUUGACAUCUAUGGGGAUCUCUACUUUGAGAAGGCUGUAAAUGGUUUCCUCUCUGACCUUUUCGCCAAGUGGAAGGAGAAGAACUGCAGUCAUGAAGUGACAGUUGUACUUUUCUCACGUACAUUCUACAAUGCCAAAUCUAUCGAUGAAUUUCCUGAGAUCCUGAGAGGGUCCAUCAGACAGGAUCAUGAGGGACGUUUUUAUGAAGACUUUUACAGGGUUGUUGCUCAGAAUGAGAGACGGGAUGAGUGGACAUCACUACUGGUCACUAUCAAGAAGCUCUUCAUUCAGUAUCCUGUCCUGGUGCGGCUCAAGGAAGCAGAUGGUUUUCCUGUUGGUAACAACUCAACUGCUGCUCAAGGAAACUACCUGGAGGCCAUUAACCUUUCCUUCAAUGUGUUUGACAAGCACUACAUCAACCGAAACUUUGACCGCACAGGCCAGAUGUCAGUGGUCAUCACACCCGGGGUGGGAGUGUUUGAAGUUGACCGUCUGCUUAUGAUUCUCACUAAACAGCGUAUGAUUGACAACGGUAUUGGGGUAGACUUGGUGUGUAUGGGGGAGCAGCCACUGCAUGCAGUACCAUUAUUUAAGUUGCACAACAGGGCAACACCUGGAGACUCUCGUGUUGGAGACGACUAUAACCUUCCUCACUGGAUCAACCACAGCUUCUACACCUCCAAAAGUCAGAACUCAUGUAGCUCCUUCACCCCUCGAAUCAAACUGGCUGGUCGCAAGCUUCAUGCUGAGAAAUUUAAGAGCAGCAAGGACCACACUCUCUGUGCUACAAAAGACUCUGAAAACAGCCUACCAAUUCAGGUGGACUACGACGCCUAUGAUGCUCAGGUGUUCAGACUGCCUGGUCCUUCACGAAUUCAGAGGAGUACCAACUUCAGGAUGGGUCGAGACAAAGAGACAAGUGGGAGGAAGAGCUGGGGCUCAGUGGACGUCAGUGCAGGCAUAGGCGCGUCCCCUCCUAUUCGCUCUGGAGGUCCGGACGAACAGCGUAGCCUGGCUUCUGAUGAUAGUCUGGGCCCUGUGUCCAACAUGCUGCUUAUACCUCGCAUGCCUCCUGCCCAGUAUGAAGUCAGCAGCUCCCUGGGAUACACCAGCACCAGAGAGUUGUUGGAGAAGAUGAUGGACUCUCAGCGGGACUCCAGUGCCCCGGGCAGGUUCACAGUGGGAAGUGCUGAAUCCACCCUGCACAUUCGUCCAGGAGGUUACACCCCACAGAGAGCACUCAUAAACCCCUUCACCCCAUCCAGGAUGCCCAUGAAGCUCACUUCCAACCGACGGCGGUGGAUGCACACCUUUCCUGUUGGUCCUUCUGGAGAAGCAAUCCAGAUCCAUCACCAGACCAGACAGAACAUGGCUGAACUGCAGGGCAGCCAGCAGAGAGAUCCUGCACACACCUCCGCUGAGCUGCUGGAGCUGGCCUAUCAUGAGGCCACCGGAAGGCGAACUACCUCCAGACAUGCAGGGGAGAACGGCGUUUGCAUUGGUGGAGGGAUGGAAGAGUUUACAGGGAGUCCAGGGAGCAACUACAGUGGAACUCUAACCAACCGUGGCUCCACAUUUGAAGACCUUUCCCUCAGUGGUUCAGAUCCAAUCCUGCUGCUGUCUGCACCCCCGACAGUGCCCAGCUUCUGCUGCACAGUGGGGGUAGACUGGAAGUCUCUGACCACACCGGCCUGCCUGCCCCUCACCACCGACUACUUCCCCGACCGCCAGACGCUACAGAACGACUACACUGAAGGAUGCUAUGACCUGCUGCCACACAGCGACCUGGAGAGGCGAGAAGAUGAAGCUCCGGUGAUGAGUGCGUCUCAGGUGUUUGAGGAGUUUAUCUGUCAGAGGUUGAUGCAAGGCUACCAGAUCAUCGUUCAGCCCAAUAACAGGAAGCCACAGCCCGCUGUGGCCACUCCACUCGGCAGCAGUCCUCUUUACUCCAGAGGUUUGGUAUCACUGCGUCGAGCUGAGGAGGAGGAGACAGUUUACUGGCUCAGUAUGGGCCGGACCUUCCAUAAAGUUUGUCUCAAAGACAAGAUCAUCACUGUCACUCGCUACCUGCCAAAGUACCCGUAUGAGUCGGCACAGAUCCAGUACAGCUACAGUCUGUGUCCUCCACACUCUGAUGCUCAGUUUGUGUCCUGCUGGGUGGAGUUUGGCCAUGAGAGGCUGGAGGAAUACAAGUGGAACUACCUGGACCAGUACAUCUGCUCUGCUGGCUCUGAGGACUUCAGUUUGAUCGACUCUCUGAAGUUCUGGAGGACCCGCUUCCUCCUGCUGCCAGCCGGAGGAGCUCGGCGGGUGGCAGAUGGGGAGGGGCACUGGGAUGUGUAUGGGGAGGGAGCAGGUGCUGGGAUGGGUGGCAGCGGGGACUGGGUCCUGCUGGAUGGCUUCAUCCGCUUCCUGGAGGGUCUCAACCGCAUUCGACGACGCCAUCGUUCCGAUAGGAUCAUCAGGCAGAAGGGCACACCGAUGAAAGGACUGCAGGUCACCAGUCCUCUCCCUCCAUAUCCCACCGAGCCAGUGGUACCCCCACAGGGCAAGAAAGGCACAUCAGCUUUAUCAGCUUUACUUGAGAUGGAGCAGAACCAGAAAACACUGGAAGAACAACAACAGCAGCAGCAGCAGCAGCAGGCAAAGCCCUCAACAGCCAUCAGUGACCCUGCAAGUGUUGCCACCGCUCCCACAUAUGUAGACAGUCCCCGCAAGGAUGCUGCCUUUAUUUUGGAUUUUAUACGUAGCCCUCGCUCCUCCUACAUCUAUCACUCUCAGUUGCCUGGCGAGGCCAGUGAGGCUGCAGAUAAAGGAGUCCAGCCAGCAGUGACAGCUGGAGCAGCAGCACAGCCUGCAGUAGAGACUGCAGUCAGCAGCAGCACCUCAGACACCAGUGGGCAGUGUGCAGCGGGAGCCCUUUCUCUGUCCUCUUCCUCAACACUCUUGGAGAUCCUGGAGGCCAUCAAACAUCCCACGACAGGCAUACAACUGCUCCCGGAGCAGAAAGGCCUACCGCUCAACUGUUUUAUAAGCGCAGAAGUCGUUCAUUGGCUGGUCAACAAUGUGGAGGGUGUGGCCACACAGGGGAUGGCUGUGGAUGUCAUGCAAAAAAUGCUGGAUGAAGGUUUGGUGGCCCACGCUUCCGGAGAUGCCAUGCGCACCUUCGUCUACGGAUUCUACUUCUACAGGAUAGUAGGAGAGAAGGAUGGCCAGACGUCCCAGCUUCCCACCACGGCGGCUGGAGGCUGGUCUCCUGCAGCCCUGGAGGACUUUGCUCUGUUCCAGAGGAAGUGGUUUGAGGUGGCCUUUGUGCUGGAGGAGCGGAGACCUUGCGACCUCCCAGCGUUCCUCCUGCCUUGGCUGCCCAGCCGGCCAGCCUCCUACGCAAGUAGGCACAGCUCCUUCAGCCGCAGCUUUGGGGGACGCAGCCAGGCCGCGGCACUGCUAGCGGCUACAGUCCCAGAGCAGAAGACCGUCACUUUGGAUGUGGACGUUAACAACCGCAGUGACCGAACCGAGUGGUGCAGCUGUUAUUACCACGGAAACUUCUCCCUUAACUCUGCCUUUGAGAUCAAGCUGCACUGGAUGGCUGUGACUGCUGCAGUGCUCUUUGAGAUGGUUCAAGGGUGGCACCGGAAAGCAGCAUCCUGCGGCUUCUUGCUGGUCCCUGUGCUGGAGGUUCCUUUUGCGCUGACCUCGUACCUGUAUGGAGAUCCACUGAGAGCCCAGCUCUUCAUCCCUCUGAACAUCCACUGUCUGCUGAAGAACAGCAGCGACAACCUUUUUGAAGGUUUUGAACCAGAGACAUACUGGGACAGGAUGCAACUCUUUCAGGAAGCUAUACUCUACAGAUUCGGCUUUGUGCAUGACAAGUUUUCUGCUUCAGCUUUUAAUUUCCCCUCUGAGAACAAGCCCCAGUACAUCCACGUUACAGGCACCGUGUUCCUGCAGCUGCCAUACUCCAAAAGGAAGUACUCAAGCGGGCAGCAGCGCAGACGCAGAAACUCCACCACCUCCAACAGCCAGGGGCCUUUCGGUGGCGAGGAGCGGGUCGGAUACUACUGGGCCUACAACACCAUGCUGACCAAGGCCUGGAGGACAGGCGUGCUGGGGGACGAGAGGCUCGCCGAUCGGCUGCUCAGGGACUUCACAGACUUCUGUGCCAACAAGGACAACAGACUGCUCAACCUCUGGGACAGCUGCCAGGAGAAAAUGAAUGCCAGUGCUCCCUGACAGGAGAGAUGAGUGCAGGAAAACAAAAUGUAGACGGAAACUGUUUUUGCUCUUUAUUUAUCCAGCUACUUGUUGGACUCAGAGUUCCACACUGUUGUUGCUGUUCAGGGGCAAACAGGUGACUUUGACAGGCCUGCUGCUAUAACUGACCCGAUAAGAAUGUUCUCUUUGGAUGUUAACAGUAUUAAAUACUUGGACUCUGCAUUUUAAAAAUCA
Epinephelus lanceolatus (giant grouper) is the source of this 5297-nucleotide messenger RNA. Lineage: Eukaryota; Metazoa; Chordata; Actinopteri; Perciformes; Serranidae. The record is from RefSeq and is a predicted model, not a curated record.